Dothidotthia symphoricarpi CBS 119687 is the source of this 537-nucleotide messenger RNA. RefSeq names its product Mago nashi protein. Lineage: Eukaryota; Fungi; Ascomycota; Dothideomycetes; Pleosporales; Dothidotthiaceae. The transcript is spliced from 7 exons. The coding region runs from base 53 to 514 and encodes 153 amino acids. Gene Ontology annotation, biological process: RNA splicing. The record is from RefSeq and is a predicted model, not a curated record. Gene Ontology annotation, cellular component: nucleus; exon-exon junction complex.
GACACUCGACGCCAGGUUGGACGCGACAACAACUCAACACACAGCGUACACGAUGAGCACAAACGAGCCGUUCUACCUGAGAUACUACUCUGGUCACCAGGGCCGAUUUGGCCAUGAGUUCUUGGAGUUUGACUUUCGCGUACUUGGAGACGGCCGCAGCGCGUCUGCGCGAUAUGCGAACAACUCCAACUACCGCAACGAUUCUCUAAUCCGGAAAGAGAUGUGUGUCAGUGAUGCAUUGGUAGCUGAGAUCAAGCGUAUCGUGAAGGAGAGCGACAUCCUGAAGGAAGAUGACACAAAGUGGCCCCAGAAGAACAAAGAUGGCCGUCAAGAGCUAGAGAUCCGACUAGGCAGCGAGCACAUCUCAUUCGAGACCGCAAAGAUCGGCUCAUUACAGGAUGUGCAGGACUCUUCAGACCCAGAGGGUCUCCGUGUCUUUUACUAUCUAGUCCAGGAUCUGAAGGCGUUGGUUUUCUCGUUGAUUUCAUUGCACUUCAAGAUCAAGCCCAUCUAAUCGAUGGCAUCACAUGGGAAGGC